This is a messenger RNA of Macrobrachium nipponense, 402 nucleotides long. RefSeq lists its product as uncharacterized. The transcript has a single exon. Lineage: Eukaryota; Metazoa; Arthropoda; Malacostraca; Decapoda; Palaemonidae. The record is from RefSeq and is a predicted model, not a curated record. The coding region runs from base 1 to 402 and encodes 133 amino acids.
AUGUGCAUCAGAAUAAACCCAAUGUCACAGUGCCUUUUCUACCCAUGGCACCUGCCCCAGGAGUCAUUCUACCAAAGUCAGCAACAAUUAGCAGCGGCUAUGAUGCUGCCUCAUGCUGAAGUAACCAAGUUUUGUGGUGAUCUUCUUGAAUAUGCAUCAUUCAUGUUGGCAUUUAAUGACCGCAUCGUGCCACACACCACAUCAGACUCCAACAGGCUGUAUUUCUUAGAUCAGCAUCUAGAAGGAAAGCCUAAGUCUCUCAUAGCUGGGUGCAUGUUUAUGAAUGCAUCUGAAGGAUACAUUGAAGCAAAAAGACUUCUGGACAAAGUGUAUGGAGAUCCAUACAAGGUUUCCAUGGCAUACAUAGACAAGCUAACCAAGUGGCCACAAGUGGAGAGGUGA